UCACGGAAUUCCGUUGCGUCGCCCCAGAGUAGAGGUUUAAAAAAAUAACCCAGAAUAACAAAAGACAUAAACACGUUAUGGUAAAAACAAAAUUAUCAAAGCUAUAUGUUUUUCUAUGGAGUCGAAUAUAUUUAAGUUAGUAAAAUAAGCAAAAUGAGUGAUAAUAUAAAGGUGGUUGUCAAAGUUCGGCCUCUUAUUUCUCGCGAAAUAGAAGAAAAACUAAACUACCAAUGGCGCGUACAAAAUAAUACACUUUACCAAAUCGACCAAAGCGGUAGGGAUUGCGGUCCAUCGUUUACAUUUGACAAAGUUUAUGAUAAGGACACGAAAACAAAUGAUGUAUAUCAUGAUAUUGCCAAACCCAUUGUGGAGGCAGCAACUGCCGGCUUCAAUGGUACUAUAUUUGCAUAUGGACAGACAUCCUCUGGUAAAACUUAUACCAUGACAGGCACUGAAGAAUCUCCAGGGAUUAUCCCGCUAGCUGUAUUAAAUUUAUUUGAUAUUAUUAAAAAUAUUCCUGACAGAGAUUUUCUUAUAAGAGUCUCAUAUGUAGAAAUAUAUAAUGAAACAUUAACAGACUUGCUUAGCGCUGACAAAAAAGUUGUUAAGAUACAAGAAACAAUACAAGGUAUAAAAGUUGAUGCGACAGAAAAAGUAACAACUUCUCCAGAUGAGGUGCUCGAUAUCAUGAUGCAGGGCAAAGCAAACAGACAAACAGCAUCAACAAAUAUGAAUGAUGAAAGUAGUAGAUCUCAUUCAAUAUUCCAAAUUACAAUAGAAUCUCGUGAGCACAUAGAGGGCGAGGAAGAAGUGGGUUCUGUACAUGUGUCCCAACUGAAUCUCGUAGAUUUGGCUGGCUCGGAGCGCGCGGGACAGACAGGCGCGACAGGACUGCGGUUUAAAGAGGGCACUCAUAUCAAUAAGUCCCUGUCGGCUCUAGCUUUAGUUAUAAAACAACUGUCGGAGGACCAGAACAAACACGUGAAUUACCGCGACAGUAAAUUGACGCGGAUCUUGCAAAACUCACUUGGUGGCAAUGCCAAAACGAGUAUAAUAUGUGCUGUGACACCCGCUAGUGUAGAAGAAACUAUAUCCACAUUACAAUUUGCAAAUAGAGCUAAAGCAAUUAAAAAUACACCUGCCGUGAAUGCGGUUGCAACCAACACAAGUAUGAUACAAAACUUAACGAAGCAGUUAUGCAUGUUAAAGACUGCGCUGGAAAAUAAGAAGAAUGUAGAGCAAGAUAACUGCAACCUCCAAAAGCAAAUAGCGAACCUACAGAAGCUAAUUAUAAACGGUUUCCACCAAAGAAGUAGUACGGAUUUAAUAACGGGAGCUCGGAGGAAGCUGCACCAGCCGAGGCGAAUAACAAUAUCAACAUUGCAUCCCAUACAAGAAGACACUGUACCUAGUAACAUUCCUAAAUUCUGUACGCCGAGUUUAAAGUACAAUCCAUUACACAUACCAAGCAGUUCCGAUUUUACACCCAUAAGUGGAACAGCAUCUCUGUCCAGCCUUCAAGAGGAAACUCCAAGACUAGUGACACAGCCUCUCACGGAAAAAAAAGUUAAUUUUACCGAAGAAAUUAUAAAUUUAGAUAGUGACGACGAGAAUACUCCAGAGGUACCUUGUUCGCCUUAUCAUAAAUGCUACGAGUCAUCUAAAACUCCACCGUGCGUAUUACGAAAGCACGCUAAACAAGCCGAGAAGAAUCUAAAAGAAAUUGUUGAAUUGACUGAAAGAGAGAAGCAGUAUUCUCCUAGUGUGGUUGAAUUAUUGGAAAAACUUGAAGAGAAAUCCUUAGCUUUAACUAAACUAGAUGACAAUUUAGUUGCAUUAAAUGCAUUAUGUAGAGAAAAAGAUAGUGAGAUAGAAAAUUUAAAAAAUAAAAUCAGUUUAGCAGAAGGUGAAAUACAAAGUAUUAGUACUGAUAAGGGCGAUUUAACAGUUCGCUGUAAAGAGUAUCAAAGCAAAUUGACGGACUGGGAGGUCAGUUACGAGACUUUAUUGAAAAAAUAUAAAACUAGAGAAAAGGAACUCCUGUCGCUUCUGGAAGAACAGAAUUCUAGGCAAAGUUCUAAUACAAAUGGUACAAUGGGUUCCCAACAUAACGAUAAAAUAAUAAAGGUAAAUGAGGAAACAAUACAAAAAAAUAAUGUAAACUCUGAGAAUGAUUUAAUGGUGAAAACUUUGAGUGAUACAAUUAGCGAAUUACAGACGCAACUCACGUUCAAAGAACAAACAAUAUUAGAAUUACAGGCUGCUGUAACAGCACAAAAAGACAAGGUUGAUACUAUCGAAAACGUUAACAAGGAACUCAAUGAAAUGCUCACAAAUUAUAGACAAAAUAUUUUAAUAUUAGAAAAUGAGAACGCUAUUUUUGCAUCCAAAGUUAAAGACCUAUCGUCCAUUAUUGAAACUCAAAAGGCAGAAAUUAAAUCUGCUUCUGCUGAUGUAGAUUCCUAUAAUAGUGUAAUUCAAGAAUUACAAAUCAAAUUAGCUGAUAAUGUUUUUACGAAGAAAAAGAUUGUGGAAGAUAGUGAUAUAGAAACAAUGAUAGAAAAUGAAGAAAUGUUUAUUGCUAGCAACGAAAAUAUGAAAAACUUAAUUCAAACAUUGAAGUCUGCAUUGGAUUUGAAGUCUGAAGAACUAAAGAAGCUGAAAUUAGAAAAUUCUAAACAUAAUUCCUCUGACAUAGAAAACUCUAAAGUCGAAUUGAGUAUGCUCCAAGAAGAAAUUGACAGGCUCAAAAAUAAACUUGAUGAUAAUGAGAAAGUUAUUGAAGACCUCUGUAAUGAAAAAACUAAAUUUGCUUCUACAGAACAAGACCUUUUAGACAAACUAUCGGAAGUUAAAAAUUAUCAAGAUAAUUUACAAAAACUUAAUUUGGAAAGUGAAAUGGAAUUGCAAAGCCUAAAAGACCUUUAUAAUCAACUGUAUUCUGAGGGAUUGGCUGCAAAAGAAAAAUUCCAAAUACGUGAAAAAGAACUAAAUGUCGAAAUCGAAACCAAGUCGCAAAGAAUAACCUCUCUUGAGAAUGACAUUAAAAGUAAGGAUCAACUUAUUACUUCGCUUAACGCUGAGGAUAAUAAAUCGCAAGAGAAUUUAUAUGCUGCAAGACAAUCUUUAAACAAGCUACAGGAAAUUAUAAUAAUGUUAACAGGAAAUAUACAAGAAGUUCCAGAUAUUAUUGAUAACUUUGUCGGAGUAUUUAAAAUACUGAGUGACAAAUUAGCCUUAUUAGAAACAAUAGUUCAAGAUAGUUUAGAAGAAAGGAAAAAAUAUCACGUUUUAAUAGAAGACUACGAAGUUCAAAUAUCCAAACUUAAACAAACAUUAAAUGAUUCCUUUGAAAGUCUAGAUCAAGUAACAAGUGAUUUCAAAGGCUUUGUAGCCCCAGAAGCGAGUGAAUAUCCUACUAAUGAUCUACAGAGCAAAAUUAAAAGUUAUAUCAACACAUUGAAAGACAUGCAGUGUAAUCUAAUUCAGAACCUAGAUGAGAAAAAUGCAGAAAUAAGUAAAAUAUCCUCUGAUCUUAAUAACAAAGAAUUAGAAUUACAUUCUAAAUCUACUGAACUAUCUUCUGUAUCUAAGGAAAUUGCAAAAAUAAUAGAUGAAAGGGAAAACUUAUUAAAUACUAUUUGUACUCAACUACAUAAUAUAAUAUCUGAAUUCAGUAUAGUCCCUUGUGAGAUUAACAACGAUUCCUAUAAAUCUGAAAUAAUUAAUUUUAUGAUUGGUAAGAUAUCAAAUUAUAUACGAACCAUGGUUUUAGAAAACAAUGAAAAAAUAGACAAUGUUGAUAUUAUUUUGGCUCAAGCUAAAAAAGAUAUAUCUGAACUUACUGACCAAAAUCUUAAAUUAAGCAAUGAUAUAUCACAAGUAGAAUUUGAAAAGAAUGCUUUAACAAAAGAAAUUGAAACAAUUCAUGAUGUUAAACAAAGAUUAGUGAAUGAUUUAAAUCGUAGUGAUACAUUAUUAAAUGAGCUUAGAAAAGAGCUUCAAACAAAAGUAAGUGAAAUAGAAAUCAUUGAAAAUAGAGCAAAAGAUUGGAAUGAACAAUUCUUAAAUGUUGAUGCUUUAAUGAAACGUCAAGUAAGUGAGCUUGAAUUUGAAAAUGAAAAUCUAAGAGAAGAAUUGGAUAGAAAAUCAAGUAAACCGUAUUUAAAUAACUCUUAUCUUAACGGAAGUAAUAAAGAAAAGUCGGAAAAUGAAAUUGAAUUAAUUUCCCCUCCUAGUCUCCUUACAAUUUGCUGUAAUAGAAUAGUGGAAGCAAUUCAACCAUAUGAAAAUGAUGAAUGCACUAGUGCUACCAGUUCGCAAAUGUACAAUUCAGAUUUUCAAAGUGAUUAUAAAUAUAGUCAGUUACAAUCUGAUAUUGAAAUGCUACACUGUGAAAAUACUAAACUAAAACAGAAAAUUGAAAAUCUUGAAAAUUUUAAUAAGCAUUUAAUAGAAGAGCAGGAAGAGGCUCGCAAUGAAAUACGUUUGCUUUUGGAAUCCGCAUGUGAAUUGCAGAAAAAAGUAACAAGUCAUAGAACCAACCUGUCUACUUUAACAGCAACCACAUAUGCGGAAAAUAAAUCACUCAGCUCACAGCUUAAAUUUCUUCAAUACUAUCACAGUUUGUUUUAUAAAGCGUGCCAAAAAGACAUUCCAGAGUUUAAGAGACAAUUGCAGGACCUUAUGAUACUAUUGAAAUCGGAUCAUUCGCCACGUCCGAAUGAUAGUUUAAGAAGAUUUUCAUUGCCAAACGCAUUAGAGAACAGUAUGAUUCAAACAUCAUUAAAAUAUGAAUCCCUUUUGGAUGGUGAUCUCCUCAUGUUAGAUACCAACAUAACUCUAACUACAUGUGAUAAUACAUUAACAGGACAUGAUCAAACAUGUUUCGAUGUUACACAAGGCUGUAAUGAAGUAGCUUGUCAAACAAACAAUGGUAAUGAUUUACAGGUUCCAUACAUGGACCUCAAUGCAAAGCAAAGUAUAAUGGAAAGUCUGGAAUCUUUGAAAGUUGAAAAUGAUAAGUUACGAACUAUGGUAGAUGACUACCAACAGAACAAACCUAAUCUUGUCGACUCACAAAACAGUCCUUUUAAUAGUCCAAAUAAAGUAUAUAGUAACCUUUCCUGUGAGAAAUGUUUGGAGUAUGAGGAAAAACUAAAAGCUCAAAUCGAAACUUUAAAUGAAAAAGACCUGCUUGUACGAAAAUUGACUGAAUUAACAGCACAAAAAGAUGAAUUAGAAGCAAAAUACAAUAAUUUGAAACUAGAAAUUCCUUCUACUGAUGCAUUAGUAGUUAAAUUGAAAAAUUUAGAAAAAGACCAUAAUUUAAAAACGGUUGAAAUUGAUAAACUUAAAAUAGCUCUAAGUAAGAAAAAUGAAGACAUAAAAAAUUUACAAGAUGAAAAUGAUUCCUUGUCUAAUCAAGUAAUGGAAAAUAUAGAUGAAGGUGAUAAUUUAAGAAAAGAAAUUGAUUGUUUAAAGCAUAAUAACACGGAAUUGACCAAUAAAAUCACAGAAUUGGAAAACCUGCAAUCAGAAUGUGAAAAACAAAAAGAGAUAUGCCCAGAAUGUAUUCUAAAAGAUGAAACCAUCAGUUCAUUACAAAGUAAACUGGUUGCUGAACCUCACAAACGUUUAAGUAGAAGUUACAGUGAUUCAGAUAGUUCAUCAAGCUAUAAUAAAAUUUGUACACUUCAAAAUGAGCUGCAUGCAGGAAGAGAGGAUUGUAAUGAAUUGAAGAAUGAAGUUACCAAUAUUAAAAAUCAUUUAGAAAGGAGCAAUAGAUCUAUUGACCAAGCUAUGGAUAUAGAUGAAAGUAUAGGUGAUUCCCAAUCAUUCACUUGUAAUAAAGAAUGUAAUGAUGAUAGUCUAUUCGAUAAGUCUAAUAUGCCAGAUAUACCCGAAGAGCGUCCGUCAGAUUUAUAUUCUUUAGAUAAAAUCGAUUGUGUUAAUUACUGCGUUGAAAAAAUUGGUGCCGACAGAGAAAACUUCAAUUGCGAUACGAAAAUAAUUGAAAUGAUGAGAAUGCUUUAUGAUAAACUUAUCACUAAGCAUAGUAAUGAGAUCGAAAACUUAGUUAAUAAACUAAGAGACUUUGAAGAAUCAAAGAAUUCGUUAGAAACAAAAUUAAGUUAUGUUACAGCUAGUCAAACAAAAUUAAACAAAGAUUUAGAAGAGAAAGAUAUGUAUCUCAAAACAAUGGCUAAAAUCGUUUCUCAAAUUAAGAACAAUCUUUCUUUUAUCAAUAAUACAACUAAGGACUCAGAUAUACUGGAAACAAUUGAUUAUUUUAAAGACAAUUUUUUCACUGUUAUUGAUAAAGAGUUUGGUUUGGCUAGUCUAGAAGUAUUCGAAACUGUUUUAAAACUAAUCAAAGAAAAAUAUAAUUUAGAUUCUACAAAAUUAUUAGACGAGAAUAAAUCGUUACAAGAUCAAGCUACUAAGAUAUCUGAAGAGUUUAAACAAGUUAGCUCUCAUUUUAGUCUUCUAAAGAAUCAAUUAGCAGAAAAAGAAAACGACUACAAUCUUCUUACAAAACAGAAAGAAAGCAUGUUCGAGAUAAAUAAUGCUGUUACAUUGAGUUUAGUAAAAAAAGAGGAUGAGCUUCGAACAUUGGUUAGAAAUGUUUAUCAGAAACUAUUAGACAAAAAAGUUAUUCACGCGGAAGUAAUUGAUAUGAAUCUACCAACAUCCGAAAUAUUACCUAUUUUAUUCGAUUUUAUAUUACAAAAAGAUAUUAACACCACAAAUAAUGAGCAAAGGGAUAAUCUUAUGGUUGAAAUAAAUGAAUUGAAAUCAUUACUCGAGGAAAAGAACAAACAGUUACAUUCCUUCAAAGAAGAACAUGAAAAACUUAAGGAAAUGCAUAAUGAAACAAACAAGACAUUAGUUGGUAAAGAAGAUCAAAUUAAACAACUAGGAUCAAUACACGAAUCUCUUAAAGACAUAUAUGAAAAGAAACUUGAAGAAAAUGAGGCGAAUAUAGUAAUAAUUAGCAAACUUACGGAUGAAGUUAAAAUACUUAAAGAAAAUAUUGAAAGAAAGGAGAGCGCUAUUCAGGUAUUAGAGACACAAUUACAAACUGAAAAAGAAAUGAAAAAUUCGCAUAAUGAUAGCACAUUAUUAGAAAUGACUGAAAAAGUACAAAAAUAUACUGAGGAAUUGGAAAUUUUGAAAUCUGCUAACCAAGUUCUAUUGCAAGAAAAAGAAACAUCAUCUAACGAGUUACAGAAAGCGAAUAAUAUUAUAAAACAGAACAAACUAGAAAUGCAGAAAAUGAUGUCUGAUGUGUUGAUUUUGAAAGAAUCUGUUGAUCAAAAUUCAAACGUUUUGGAGAAUUUAAGGCUGGAGUCUAAAACAUUGCUUGAGCAAAAUGGAUCACUAAAGGAACAAAUCCAAGACAAGACGAAAGAAUGUUCACGUCUCGAAAUGAAUAUUAAGACGCACCAAAAAACAGCAGAAAUUCAGAGCAAAAUGAUUAUCAGGCUCCAGAAAGAAAAGGCGCAAGUGGAAACAGAAAACUGUGAACAUAAGAAACAAUUAGAGGAAUUAUCACGGAAGUUAAACGAAAUUCAACAUGAUAAGGACCAGAAUAAAGCACAUGUUGAAGAAAUUGAAUCUCUGAAAAACAUUAAACAAAGUCUUGAGGAGCGUGUUUCGGAAUUAGAGGUGGAAAUACAGAAGGCCAGAUCGUCCACAGAGGCGGGAGAAUCUUCUAGGAGCCGGCGACAAAGCUUGUACGAUUCAAUGCGGAUGUUCUCUGAUAAUAGUGAAGAUCAAAAGAAAAUAGAAGCUGUAUUCAAAUCUCGAGUCAAAUGCGAUGAGCUGUUUAUGGACGUGGACGAUAGUUCCAGUAGGAGCACACCCGUACGAUUGAGUAAAGGGCGCGAGAGCUUAGCGUCGCGACACGAACAGAGCGAAGAAGAAGGAUCUCGGGCCAGCAGCGUGCAAGCGUCUCGGCGUCGUCGGCAGAGCAUACACGACGCGCACAGGAGUGUUAGUGCUCUCGAAACAUCCCGUCGACUCAGUGUUGAUCGUAACAACGAAUCAUCUGGCACUGAUACUAACAGGUACCAACGUCUACGACACAAUGUAUUACCAUUUAUAUUAUAUACUUUCAGUGAAUUAUCGAAACUGCGUAAACAACUAGCGGUAUGUCAAGAGGAACUCGAGGAUCUGCGCGAUAAGUACAACGAUCUGGACCAAGAGUGCGAAACGUGCGCGGAGUACUUGAGGGAGAGGGACGAUGAGUGCAGGCGGCUUGUUAGGGAGAAACGGGAGAUGGAGAGCGCGAUUCUGGAGUUAAAACAACAAAUACAAAAGAGCAAUCCAAACGCCGUCCUCAAGAAUGGUUCCGUCGAUGCGGCGGUCAAUACGGAUGAGGAUUGGGCGAAUCUACACUCUGUGGUAGUGGACAGAAUGUCUUACGACGCGGAAGUCGAGAAAAACAAGAAAUUAACUAAAUGCAUAGAGGAGCUACGAUACAAGAAACAAGAGCUGAAGAACACUAUGAGCAAGAUGCAGAAGGCCCUAGAAAAACAUUCGCAUAAAGAGAUAGAAGCGUUAAAAUCAGAGCUAGAGCACGUAAACUCAGAGUUGUCUCGUGUCCGAGAGCGAUGUCGGGAACUGGACGAGGAGUGCGACACGUGCGCGGAGUAUCUCAAGGAGCGGGACGAACAGUGUCAGAGACUUAAAGAGGCUAAGACUGUGUUGGAGAAUGAAAACUUACAAUUGAGACAAAAAGUUCACAAUGCCAGUCUUAAGGCAGCCAACAGAGUGGAUACAGCAGUCAAUACUGAUGAAGACUCGGCAAAAUUACAUUCUGCAAUGUUGUCUUAUGAGGCAGAAGUGGACAAAAACAAAAAGUUAACGAAACUCGUAGAAGAGCUGCGCCAUAAGAAACAAGAAUUGAAAAUUACCAUUAACAAAAUGCAGAAGACUAUUGAUAAAAAUGCGCACAUGGUCAAGGAAUUAGAAGCGACAAAGUCUGAGCUAGAUCGUGUCAACAAGGAGCUUUCGAGUGUCCGAGAGCGAUGUCGGGAACUGGACGAGGAGUGCGACACGUGCGCGGAGUAUCUCAAGGAGCGGGACGAACAGUGUCAGAGACUUAAAGAGGCUAAGACUUCGCUUGAGAUGAAACUACUGGAAUACCAAGAGAGCAGUCUCAGUAUGUCGGUACGCAAGAAGCGGCGGCAGACGUUGCACGAUCAGAACCGCCGGCCCGACGCCGAUAGAGUCGAUGUGGCGACGGAGACUAGUGACGAUUUCCUGAGUUAUCAAGUGGAAAAAGACGAAACAUCCAAAAAGUCGAACGAGAGACAUGCUGAGGAGUUGAAGCGACUUAGAAUUGCGCUCGAGAGGCUGUCCCAACAGAAGACAUUGCUGGAACAACAGUUGGCAGUUACAUCGGCUGCUGCACCGCUCUACGUGGCCACGGGAAGCGCUAUUGUGCAGAAUCAACAAUUUGCUGACGUGAUGAAAGAGAAUCAAAAAUUGAAGAAGAUUAACGCAAAAUUAGUGAGAAUAUGCAAGAAAGGCAAACCGAGUAACACUAACCAAGAGAACGAGGAUCCCGCUGACGAUAACAACUAAUAAAUAAUAUUGCUAUUAACAAUAAUAAUGAUGAUUAUUUAUUAUCUAUCUAGUUUCAAUCAGAAGCUGGUCUUUUGUUUGUUUUUUUUUUCAGUAGAGGAUAGAUUUUAAUUUUUGUGCAAUUUAAAUGAUUAUUUUAUGAAGAAUAAUUUUGUGUCGACGAAUUCAAUUAUUUAUAUUUUAUUAUCAGUAAGAGGCCAGCGUUUUGUUCUUUUUUUUGUGACCGAUUAAGACUGAAAUAGCACAGCAUUCCGAGAGCAUUUGUGAUUGUAUAGUGAGUGAAACAACGAUUGGUGCCAUUUUAUAGAACAAAUUCUUUGAUUGUAUGCCUGGCUUCGAAGUAUAUUUAUAUAAAACUUUAAUAAGCAGUAUUAUGAUUAUGCUUGUACUUAAUAAUGUGAUAACUAUAGGUUUAUUUUUGAUUAACCUAAUACGUAUCUAGUUUUUCAACACUUAUAAGAAAAUGCACAAAUGACUAAUUUACCAAAUAUCGUUAAUGUUUGACAAUUGUUUUGUAAGAAUGGUUGUAAUAAAUUGAUAUGGUGCCUAUAUUAUAAUAAUUCAAUAAAUUAAUUAAUUUUUGUA
This is a messenger RNA of Colias croceus (clouded yellow), 10179 nucleotides long. RefSeq names its product kinesin-related protein 4-like. NCBI's taxonomy places the organism in Eukaryota, Metazoa, Arthropoda, Insecta, Lepidoptera, Pieridae. Gene Ontology annotation, cellular component: microtubule. The record is from RefSeq and is a predicted model, not a curated record. Bases 154 to 9594 code for a protein of 3146 amino acids. Gene Ontology annotation, biological process: microtubule-based movement; mitotic cell cycle. The transcript is spliced from 31 exons. Gene Ontology annotation, molecular function: plus-end-directed microtubule motor activity; ATP binding; microtubule binding.